Messenger RNA from Dinoponera quadriceps, 2793 nucleotides. RefSeq lists its product as uncharacterized. The record is from RefSeq and is a predicted model, not a curated record. The coding region runs from base 106 to 918 and encodes 270 amino acids. The transcript has 4 exons. Gene Ontology annotation, molecular function: chitin binding. Lineage: Eukaryota; Metazoa; Arthropoda; Insecta; Hymenoptera; Formicidae. Gene Ontology annotation, cellular component: extracellular region.
CGGCGCAGCGGAGGCGGUGUCCCUAAAAGUGCCUGUAGAAAAAUUCGUUUUUUUUUUAAUUUUUCGUUCUCGUUUCCGCGCCACGGUCUCGACUUUUUCGUAACCAUGAGGACGUACUUCGUGAUAGCCGCCAUUCUGAUCGCCGGAACGACCGGCCAAGAAAACUUCAAAUGCCCCGACGACUUCGGGUUCUACCCUCACCACAGUUCAUGCGACAAAUAUUGGAAGUGCGACAACAAUGCGGCAGAACUAAAGACAUGCGGUAACGGUCUGGCGUUCGACGCCACCGACGCCAAGUUCCUCACCGAAAACUGCGACUACCUGCACAACGUGGAUUGCGGCGAACGUACGCAGCUGGAGCCGCCCAUCAGCACGCCGCACUGUGCCCGCUUGUACGGCAUCUUCCCCGACGAGAAGAAGUGCGACGUGUUCUGGAACUGUUGGAACGGAGAGGCCUCCCGUUACCAAUGUAGCCCCGGAUUGGCCUACGACCGCGAAGCCAGGGUGUGCAUGUGGGCCGAUCAGGUGCCCGAAUGCAGAAACGAAGAGGUCGCCGGAGGUUUCACGUGUCCGGCCGCGGGUGAAGUGAGCGGUGCAUCCGGCAGCUUCAGUAGACACGCCCAUCCGGAGGACUGCAGGAAAUAUUACAUAUGUCUCGAAGGCAUCGCCAGGGAAUACGGCUGUCCGAUCGGCACCGUCUUCAAGAUCGGCGAUGCCGACGGUAGCGGUGCCUGCGAGGAUCCCGAGGACGUACCCGGAUGUGAGGAUUACUACGGUGACCUGGACCUGAAGAGUAUCCGGAAGAGCGAGCUGCUUGCCGGCAUUCAAAACGAGCCAAGGAAGCCGUCGCCAAACCAGCCUCUCAAACCCAGGCCCUCAACAAUACCCGCGAGGCCCUCCGCAAACCUCCAAGAAUAAAUCCUGAUACCUCACUCCACCCCCCUUAAUUCGCCCUUUCUUUCUCUUUCUCUCUGCCCCUUUAACUUACUUUCUCUUUAUUGCUGUCGUUCAACUUUAUUAUUGAACAAAAAAAAAUAGAAAUAUCGUUAAACAUAAGUUAUAUCGGUGAGGAUCUAGAUCGUUCAAAAUAUUCUUCAAAAAUCUAGAUGGAAUCCGAUUAAUGAUAAAAAAUUUUACAAAUUUAUUCUAGUUCCGUUUCAUACCUCUCUUUAAUUUAUUUUGUCUCCUUUAAUUUAUUUCAUUUGUUCUCUUUUGUAUUAAUAAAUUGUAUCAAAGCCAUAUUUUUCCCUCGCGCUCUUUUUACUUUCUAUCCUACUUCUUUUAUUCUAUGCUACUUCUGUUAUUUCUUGUUCCUUCUAUCUUUUCGUCCUCUGUGUUUCUUUCUCUUUCUCUUUCAAUUUCUUCUCAUCCUCUCUCUGUUCCUUCUGCCACACAUACACACAUGCAUACGCUCACACACAAUUACAUAGUCGAGGGAAACCCGCCCCGAUUUUACGUAAAGAGAAUUCUUCGAGGAGUGAAGUAAUCGGCGCCGAGAGCCAAGAAAGCCGAAAACCCGCCCUCAAAGGCCGUAAAUCCUUCUGCUUAUAUUAUCCGCUGCGCAUCAUAUGCGCAAGGAGGCGCGGCUCGAUCUCGAGGCGGAUGCCCGCAACACGAAAUCCGCGAGAUUCCGAGAGGACGAGGAGUGUGAUCGAGCUGUCGUGAAUUUUACUCCAGCAGAAUUCUUUCACGCGAUUCUUUCGUCGCCCCGAUCACGUGUUUCCGCGCGAUUUAAAUGCGCAGAGAAUAAUACUAUUUUUUUAAUUAUAAUAGAAUAGAAGAAAGAAGAUACUUAAAGUGCGAUCGGUUAGCGUGACGAGUAGCGUAAUCGCGAAUUUCGAAAAGUUGUGCGAAAUUAUUCGGCCACUGUGAUGACCAAGAUACACACAGUCGUGAGAUAAUAAAGAAAAUUGCUAAUUUCCUAAUACGAUGCGUAAAAUUAAUAAUAAUUUAUAUAUCACAAAACUUGCAAAUACUAUGUAUAAUAACUUCAAUACUAUCUUUAUCAGUUUCACAUAAGAUUCACUUUGCAAUAUAAAAGAAUAUUGUCGGAAACCAGCAAUUAUUUUGUCCUGGCAAAUGAUUAAGAAAUAGUUAAUGUUUUGCAAAAUUGUGUUAAUUGUGAUGUCUCAUCGGCGAUCUUUCUUUUUCACACGUAAAAAUAGGAAUUAGAAACCUGCAUUUUCACGAACGCAAUACAAAAAUCGACAAUCAUUUUAUAAAAUCGAACAGUUUUUGAAAAUGCAUUCUACCGGUCGUCCCUGUAAGUAUUUUACCCACUGUGUUGUCUUAUCACUAUUAAUAAUUUACAAGUUACUCAUCUCUUAAUGAUGUACAGAGAUAAUUACAGAGACUAUCGAUAAUGUAUUUCCUGAGAAUUUUGUAGUUCUGAUAAUAGUUGAGUUUUGUUCCCGAUUGAAAGACACAUUUCCCCUACACGAAAUUAUGUUGAUUUUAAUCCUUAUGUGUGUAUGAGAGAGACACGAUUAAAAUAACAAAAAUAAAAGGGGUCAAUUUCACGAUAAGUCGCAAACAACAACGAGUUCAUCGGACUCGCGCGACCCACGGUCUACGAUUUAUAAUUCAGAAAUCUUUCCGACUCUUGGCGCCAAUAUGUAGGCAAGCUCGGUCGGUCUGUCGUGUAUUUUUAAGUAAAGUGAAAAGUGCGUACAAUAAAAAAAAGAAAAUUCUUCUUAGAUUUCGACUUGUAUUUUUAUUGCACAUUUAAUGCUAAACGCGUCUGUUGAGUAAUGAAAGCUUUUCAAGAUAAACAAUAAGUAUUGGCCAAUAAGA